Molecule: messenger RNA, 2545 nt
Organism: Panicum virgatum (switchgrass)
Lineage: Eukaryota; Viridiplantae; Streptophyta; Magnoliopsida; Poales; Poaceae
Exons: 13
Coding region: 65-2545 (826 amino acids)
Source: RefSeq, a predicted model, not a curated record
UUUUCGUCCAAUUUAAUUGAUUUGCUGCCUUAAGUUCAGUAUUAUUUGUUCUUUUUUAGUUAAGAUGGCAAGGAAGAAGCGUAAAGCGGUUAUAGAUGUAGGUAGUUCUGAUGAUUCUGACAAGGAUUUUGAAGCUUUAUCUGAUUCAGAAUCUGAAGAUUUAGAUGAUGGUCACAAUGAGAGUGAUCGCUCAUAUUCUGAAGAUAAUCAGUCUAUCCAGCGUGCUGCUUAUAAACAAGUUCUUAAGGAGUAUACUGAAAUCAAAAUUUUGAAGGAGAAGUUGGCUUUGGCUCUGAGUCGUGAGGUUACACUUUAUCUGUUUUAUUUUGAGAAAAAGGCUCACACUGUUAAAAAGUCUAAAGAUGCUUUUACCAGAUUCUCAGUUUCAAAUUUCUCAUCUGUUAUUGAGUCAUUGUCUCCAGAACAUAAGAAUGUCAUUGAUGAUUUUGGAUUUGGGUGCCUUCUUCAGUUUGACAAAUGCUUUGUGCCUAACAAGUUUGCUAAGUGGGUUGCUAGACUUGUGAACUAUAGGUCUGGUGACAUAGUAAUUGAUGGCAAAGUUAUCUCUCUUACCAGGGAAUCAGUCCACUUAGUUCUUGGUGUUCCCAUAACUGACUUGUCGUUUCCUACUGAUCCUUCCACUGGAAAAGCUAUUGUUCUAUCAAAGUUUGGAAAGCGAUCUAUACCAUCUGUUAGUUUCUUUGCAAAUAAGCUUCUGAAUCAUGAUCCUAUGUCUGAUGAAGAUCUUUUCAUCUGCUUUAUUCUGGUUGCUAUGGCUAGUUUCUUGUGCCCUAAUUCCUCUCAAGCUCCAAGUUACAAAUACUUUGGUAUUUUUGAAGAUCUUCAAAAUGUCAAGCAGUAUGAUUUUGCUGGAUAUAUAUUACAGUGGUUAUUGGAUAGUGUGAAGAGUUUUAACCGUGGUAAAAGUUCCUUGGACUCUGAUGGCGGUACUCUUGGUGGUUGCAUCUAUUAUCUUGCUGUGUUGUACUUAGAUUUUGUUGAUUUUGGUGCUCGUCAAGUUUCUGAUUCUGUGCCUCGUAUAUCUGUUUGGAAAGGCGGCAUGAUUAAGGAGUAUUCUCAGUAUGAUUUAAAAUCUAAUGGUUCUUAUGGAUAUCAUCCAUUACUUGAUGUUUCUCGUACUUGCUAUUUUAAGGACUUGAGGUUUCUGUUCAAUCCUUUGUCAAAGUUUUUGGAUGAUUCAUUUGUUGACAAGCUUGAUUCACAUGCCGGGUGCAAGCUUCCUGAUUCUUUAAAGACCAAUAUUUGCAAGCUUAUUCAGAAUUACUGCUUCAAUUGUGGUGUUUCUAUUAAUAUGGAUGUUCAUGCCGUCAAUUCUUUACCUGAAGAUUUGAAGUCAACAUUUUGCAAACUUCUGACGCAUGCUUAUUCCAUUGAUACUCGCGCUCAAAAAUUAAUUCUUGAUCUUAUCAAGCUUGUUGUUCAUUGCUUUGAUGAAGAAGGUUCUGGUACUCCUCCUGCUGAAACCACCUCUGCUGAUAAUACACCCAAUUUGCAUCCUGAAGAUACUAAGGAUAAUUCUGCAGAAUUAAAUGUUAGCACUGAUGGUGCCAUAGAUGGUGAUAAUCUUGGAUACUCUUCUCAAUAUGAGCUGCAAAGAUCAAGACUAUAUUCAACUCCUAAUGUCAAGUGUCAUUCUCAAAAGGUCCCUUCUUUGAAAUCUGUCCUCUCUAAUUAUGUUGACGAUGAUUCGAAUAGAUCAGUGUCUUUGCCGGUUCCUAAUUUGCCUCGUUCAUCAUUGAAACCAUUGAAUUCAACUCCGGGUCCGUCCUCUGUUGAUAGAGUAAUGAAGAAGUUGAUUAAGCCAAAUGAUUCAACCCCAGCUAAAAUUGUGAAAUCUUCUUCUCGUUUUGUACCUUCUCCUUCUGGUUACCCUGCUGACCAUCCUUUGUAUCGUUGUUUGUACAAGAAAUUUGAUGACUCUGUUUCUAAAGUUCAUGGAAAUCAUCAAUCGUCUCAGAAGUCUCCUUUAUCUGAUUGUACUAAUUCCCCUCUAGAUAAUCGAGUAAAUAAGUCUGUUUCGUUUGCUGCACAAGAUGUUGGCCCAAGUGAUGUCAUCAUGCUCGAUCCUGACCACAACUAUGUUCCUGAUUCUGUUUCUCCUUCCCCUAGACCUAAACUAUCAAGGCUUUCUUCCCUAAAGAGUAACUGUGGUCAAGAAAAUGUUUCGCCACGAUCAUCUCAAAAGGAAUGUCCAGAUGUUGAAAUUGUUGGCCAAUCUUCUUUAGCUGCCAAUGUUCAAGCUAUGUCUAAAGUGUCUGAAGAGGUGUAUAAUUCAAACCUACGAUCUAGUACUAAAACACCUGGAUCUGUUCAGAGAGUUGGUGUUUCUGGUUCUCAACCAAGCUCUCGAUUCAAACCUUCUGAUUCCUCAACUGGAGGUAAAUUGCCACUUCAUGGGCCAAGACGUUUUGCAGUCGCUUCUAGAGUUUAUUGUCGUGAUUAUGUUACAGCUACCAACAAAUUCUCUGUUUCCAAGUCUGAGGUUCUCAACUAUAAAAUUCUUUGCAAGCUGGCUUCUUCAUAG